Rhagoletis pomonella (apple maggot) is the source of this 4587-nucleotide messenger RNA. It is a transcript of the gene CngB, whose product is annotated as cyclic nucleotide-gated cation channel beta-3. Gene Ontology annotation, biological process: monoatomic cation transmembrane transport. The record is from RefSeq and is a predicted model, not a curated record. Gene Ontology annotation, cellular component: intracellular cyclic nucleotide activated cation channel complex; plasma membrane. Lineage: Eukaryota; Metazoa; Arthropoda; Insecta; Diptera; Tephritidae. Gene Ontology annotation, molecular function: intracellularly cAMP-activated cation channel activity; protein-containing complex binding; intracellularly cGMP-activated cation channel activity.
ACGUAUAUGGAAAUACACUUGUAGUCCACACAGCUGUUCCAUUUAGUAGAUGAACAACUACAAAAACAUUGCACAUACAUACAUACGUCCGUAGAAGACAUGCGCAUAAGUUAGCGGACAACCAGUACAUGCAACUGAGCUAAUAGUUAAACUGGUUUGCCACAGAAAAAAAGUAGUUUUUAGUAAAUAUGAAGUAAAUAAUUAAUUUGGAAAAACAAAUGACUUGCAACUGAACUCUAAAAUAUAAUCGAUAGACUUCAGUGUGGCAGUAGAAUUAAAGCAAAGAUACACAAAAUAAAAUUUAGUAGCUGUUGAAGUGCACAAAGGACACCUAAUCGAAAUUAUUACAAUACACAGCAUACAUAAAUGCCUACACACACAUGCAUACGCACUCGUUUGCUGUAUGGCAGUAAAUAUUAAUUAGUCAGCCUGGUCUCGCACACGCAACAACAAUAUUAAAAAGAUAAUCAUUAAAUUUAUUUACUACGAUCGUCCGAAAUCGAUUGAUUGCAUAUUUGGUAUGCGAAACGCACACAUUUUUGUUCACCUGUAAUCGUCGUAAAGCAUAUGCCAGUUGGGGAGCAGAAAAACAAAAUCAAUUUCAUCGGUCGUUUUGCGGUUGUUUGUGCUAUGUCCAAUGUGAUUGACGAUUAGUUUCGAUUUAUAACGCUUCGUGUUUAGUUCAAAAUAAAAUUUCUAUAGAUAUGUACUACGUUUAAACCAAAUCGCCUCGACCUUAACGCAUUUGCAUUCGGAUUUACUUACGCGUAUUAGUUAUUUUUUAUUUGUUUGCGUUUUUCUUUAAAUUUGCAGUGGAUAUGUAUUUUUCAAAGGCAUACAUAUGUACAUAUGUACACAUCUUCAGUUAAUUGAAAAAAUGCACUAAUGCUCAGUGUCGUCCAGUUUUAACAUGAAAAUCACUUUGCGUGAGCACCCGACGUCACCGAUCCAUCAUUAUCGUUCAAGCAGUGACCUUUGCAGUGCCACAAGUCGUCGCGACACCAACAACAUUUCCCCAGCCACCACAGCCACCAUAUGCCACGCGCAAUUUAAUCAACCCCAAAUUGUCGAAACUAACAACCACUACAAAAACAACAACAACAACAACAACAACAGGGACACCAACUUCUCAACUACAAUGAACAAUACAAAGUGGAAUACACGUAGCUUCAGCGGUCAACGUUAUCAACGCUCACCGCCCAGUCAACAGGAGGUAUCUAUGCGUCGCAGCCUAGAGGAGAUUUCCAAAGAUCUCAAGGAGAUUGAAAAUGUUAUUACCGCAACAGAAAUUGCUGUGCGCAACGCUAAUAAAGCAGAUCAAUCGACAUCUAAACGUAGACGUAGCAACAAAACCAUUCCAAAUAAGGAGAAUAAAACACCGAGUCCCACUGAGCGCCAAAGCGCUUCGCAAAAGACCUCGCCCGUUACCUACAAAUUAAAUUCCUUUAAGCGGCAACGUCACAAAAUGCGUAGUCCGCGUCUUACAAAUUCGAAGCUAUAUUUUCGCAAUGGCCGCAUUGGUUGUUUGGAAGCCGAUCAGCAUGGCUCCAAUAUACAAGGCACACACGCGCUGGUCAAGCACAUUUUGAAGUAUGUCAAUGAGAAACCAUUGGUAAGUCCGGAGAGCGUACGUCGUGUGUUGAAUGGUACGAAGACGCCAACGUUGUCGUCGGAGUCGGCACCAACGCCGCCGCCAGUGCCAGUAACACCGUUAAAGGCUUUACCCGCUGCGUCGGCACAAAGCGCCGAAUCAGUGCUCCUGCCUGGACAAGUGCCUGAAGAGUCUACUGCUGCUGUUGUUGUUAAGAGUUAUUCGAGAUGCAGCAAUAAUACGGCAAAUGAUAGCCACAGUCAGCGCAGGCCACAAAGUGAAGGCUCCUCGAUGACGGAGAAUACUAUGUCGCAGCCAUUGGUCGAUGAUGAUGAGCAGGAUGUGCAAAUCUGCUAUGAUGAGCUGCCGGACAUGUUGAAUGAUGAACAAAAUUUUGGACCAGAAUUGGUGAAGAGCGAUUUUGCAGCGGUGGUGCCGGAAGAGGAAGUGCCUACAGAUAGGCGCUUCAGCGCGACGAGUCUCAACUCAGACGUACGUGACCAAGUGCGCCAUCUUGUACGCCGCUUCACGGCACGCGCUAACAAAGUUAAAUCGCGCAUAGAGUUGCCACCCACACCGUCGUCGAGUACCAGCCUCGAUGCCAGCACCAGCACUGGCGGUUCGGUCUCGCCGACGCGCUCACUCCCAGCCGCUCUCAAAUCUGUCAGUACAACGCGCGAGAAUUCGCCAUUCAAAACCAAACUGAAGGAUGCCGCCAAGUCGCUGAAUCGUGGUCGUCUCUUCGAAGCGGACACCUCACGUUCGAAUGUGUGGAUUUGUUCCAGCCUGUGUGGCAGCAAUAAUGAGGAGAAAACACUCGAUCCGCAAGGCAAAAUCUACAUUUCGUGGUUGUGUGUGGUCUCACUGUCCUUCCUCUAUAAUGCCUGGGUCAUACCGCUGCGUUCCACCUUCCCUUUCCAGACGCCCGAGAAUACGAACGCUUGGCUGAUAUGCGAUUUUUGUGCUGACAUUAUUUAUCUGUUAGAUGUUAUCUUCUUUAAGCAUCGAAUUAUGUACCUAUUCGAGGGUUUUUGGGUAAAAAAUAAGAAUCUAACGCGGAAGAAUUACAUGAGGAAGCUGCAAUUUAAGCUGGAUUUGCUCGCCCUACUUCCUCUGGAACUUUUCUAUUUCAAAUAUGGCACCGGUGCUGUUUAUUUGCGCUUUCCGCGCUUAUUCAAAAUCCAAAGUUUCUGGGAGGUCUUCAAGCUACUAGAUCGCGUCAUAUCUUCCCCACAUUUCGUGCGCGUGGCUAAAACCCUGACCUAUAUGUUGUAUAUGAUCCAUCUAACUGCUUGCGCCUACUAUGCCUACAGUGACUACCAAGGCUUGGGCGUGAAUCGUUGGGUCUUUAGCGGCAAAGGACAUCCCUACGUGCGUUGCUUUGCAUUCGCUACUAAAACUGCAACGUCUAUAGGUAAAAAUCCUAAGCCCGAGCGUGAGGGGGAAUAUGUCUUCAUGACAGCCGCUUGGCUAAUGGGUGUCUUUGUUUUCGCGUUGCUGAUCGGUCAGAUACGCGAUAUCAUUUCGACGGCAACGCGCAAUAAAAAUGAAUACCGACAACUGGAGGACGAGACCUUGGAGUAUAUGCGACGUUUGAAUUUGCCAAGUGAAGUGCAGGGCCGCGUGAAAAUGUGGUUCAAAUUUACUUGGGAGCAACAGCGUACUCUGGAUGAAGCCAACAUAUUGGACUCACUACCGAUUAAUUUGAAAACAGACAUCGCUAUCGCUGUACACAUACAAACCCUCUCUAAGGUGCAACUUUUCGCCGAUUGCGAGGAGGCUCUACUACGCGACUUGGUGCUAAAAUUGCGCGCUGUCACUUUCCUGCCGGGCGAUUGUGUUUGUCGCAAGGGUGAAGUUGGCCGCGAAAUGUACAUUAUUAAGCUGGGACAAGUGCAGGUGAUGGGCGGCCCACAUAGUGAUAUCGUAUUGGCCACACUCUCCGAGGGUUCAGUCUUUGGCGAGAUCAGUUUACUGGGCAUAAAUGGCGCCGAUCGCCGUACGGCCGGACGCUCCAAAGGUUAUGCCAAUCUCUUUGUACUCUCCAAAUCCGAUCUCAACGAAGUGAUCGCUUACUAUCCUAACGCACAAGCCAUUCUAAAGAAGCGAGCACGCGCACUAAUGCGUAAGAAUGCCGCACGUGAACGUGAAGAAGAGCGCGCCAAAAGCGCACUGAAGGCCGAUGUGGUUAUAAGUAAUCCGAAGACACCCGAAACACCGCCCAAAUUGCUAAAGACUGUUAUACAGGCUUUGCCUUAUGAGUCGCCCGCUGUGAUUCUGAUAACCCGUGGUUCUAAGCGCAUGCGCAAGAAAAGUAAACCCAAUCCGUUGGCGUGCAUUGAGGAUCAAGAGUGUACGGAAGCGGCUAAAGGGAUGAAUGAGUUGCGUAGCGGCGUGGUGGGUAUGUUGAGUGGCGGCGUAGGUGGAGGCGUAGCGGUAGGCAGCGACGGUAGGCGUGCCAAUUCACCGGAUUUGUUAUCAUCAAUACAAAAUGAGUUGAAAAGCAAGCACAGUUUCAUAAACUUAACCGAUUCACAAAAGGCGUUGAUAAUCUCGAAAUCUACGAACAGUUUAGAGGAGCAGCAGCAGCAGCAGCAGCAGCAGAGCAAUUGUGAGGAGGCAGCAUUGAGGGGCAAGGGAAAAGUUUAAGUGUGCCAUAUGUACAUAUGUGCGAAACGUGCAAUUAUGAGUAACGCAUGCGCAAAGCUUUAUAAAUAUGUAUUUAUGUAUCAAAUCGUGCUUGUUGAAAAUGAACCAAAUAAUUUAUGUAGCAAAAACUUGUUUGAUAUACAUACGUAUAUAUGUAGAUACGUAUACAUACAUACGUAUAAGUAAAGAUGCAAUAAAAAGUUUUAUUUUAUUAAUGUGACCAUUGAAGUUUUGAACUUGCGGCGCUUAGAAGUCUUUUAUGUAACUUAAAACGUAAACUGGUUAAAAACCGUUAUUGUACAUUUUGAUAUAAGAAAAGGACUGCAAUUAAAAAAAAAAACACACAC